GUCCCCACGGUAAGUGCCGCACCGUCUUGGGUAAGGCCGGGGCCGCACCUAACCCGCUCCCGUUUCCCUCCCCUUCAUUCCAUUUCCCGCCAAGCAAAGAAGGGCCAAACCAGAGAGAGAGAGAGAGAGAGAGAGAGAGAGAGAGAGAUGCAGAAGCAAGGAGAAGCUGCGCCAACCGGCUGCUAUAAGUGCGGCAGGCCGGGGCAUUGGUCUCGAGACUGUCCUUUCUCUCCCACAAACCCUAACCCCGAUAUCCCUAAAUCCUCUUCUUCCUACACCCAGACAUGGACGGGCUCAAAACCCUUACCCGAAAAAUCCUCCGAAAACCCUAAGAAGAAGCUCCCCAGAACCAGACCUAAGCUCACGCCCGAGCUUCUCCUCUCCAACGACGGCCUCGGCUUCGUUCUCCGCCACUUUGCUCGCUCUUUCAAGUAUCGUGGCCGCGGUCAUGAGGUAAGUGAUUUGGGGAAUCUGAUCGGAUUGUAUGCUCAAUGGCACUCGCGUUUGCUCCCUUAUUAUUCGUUUGAUCAGUUCAUACACAAGGUGGAACAAGUAGGUGCCACCAAGCGUGUACGGACUUGUAUAAGAGAACUAAGAGAGAGAGUUUCCUAUGGAGGGGAUCCCACAAUGCUGCAUGAACCUCCUGUUGAGCAUGUUGCUCCAGAUUUUGAACCAGGCAUUGAGGAAACUAUGAACACAGAAGGCCCAGUUCCUGAUAUGGCAGAUCUGCCAGUGGAAAGCCAUGAUGUUGAAGAAAUGUUUGAUGAGAUAUACAGGAAGGCUACUCAGGAACCAAGUCAAUCCUUGCAAAAUGAGAUGGCUGCUGCUGAAAUACACCCUCAGCAAAAUUCUGCAGAAGCACCACCAAACGAAGUUGCAGAUAUCAGAGAAAACGAAUCUAACAAAGCCCAGAUCACAGAUGAGCAGAAGGCUCGCAUGGAAGCUAACAGAUUGAAGGCAUUGGAAAGAAUUGCUGCUCGGUCACAAUCUUCAGUGGCAACUUAAGUAUUAUCUCUCUGCUGACCUCUGUGAGUUUUACUCUGCUUCUUAAUAUUUGUUCUCUUGUUCUCAUCUUUUCCGUAGUUCUAAGUAUGGAAAAUGUCUGAACCAUAGUGCAAAAGCCAAAAGAGCCUUUGGAGCCCAAAGUGGAUUU
Molecule: messenger RNA, 1153 nt
Organism: Magnolia sinica
Lineage: Eukaryota; Viridiplantae; Streptophyta; Magnoliopsida; Magnoliales; Magnoliaceae
Exons: 5
Biological process (GO): DNA replication checkpoint signaling; replication fork arrest; DNA damage response
Cellular component (GO): nucleus; replication fork protection complex
Molecular function (GO): zinc ion binding; DNA binding
Source: RefSeq, a predicted model, not a curated record